UUAUGUUGAGAGCUCGCGAACAGAAUCGUCGGAAUAGAACGCGGUGCUGAGACCGAGAGUUGUUUGGCAAACAGGUGGAAAAAUUGGCGACGAGAACGGAGACAUUAAUCUCAAACCACACAGCACUUCUCCGUUUGGAAGAAGAGUGUAUUUUAAAACAUGGAACAGUGUCGUUAGCCGGUAGAUUGAGCCCUAGCACUUUCUUGUACCUAAAUCGCGAAGUUGAGUUCCUCGACCCAGCCCGUUAGCUGUUUGGCUAGCUAGCCAGUUAGCAUUGCAUUAUUAGCUAUGUAGCUCGCUAACUACCACAUUUUUGUCAGCCAAGGGGUUCGUUCGAAAGCAAAUAUAUUUCGUUGUUUGCAUAUGGAAACUGUCAUGGUAUAAACUAUUCAGUUAUUAGAUUAAACCCCUCGGGACAUGCAUGAUCUGGAGAAUAGCUAUUUAUUGAAGAUUUGCUGAAGGAGAGAGAAUUCCCCUCGUAGCAAGCCAUUGUGUGAUGAUGGAAAAUGCAAUGUAUGAGGACGAACCUUUGUAACUAACUUAGCUGGCUGACCAGGCAGUUGGCACCACAUAUCAAGGAUUCUGGAUGAUUAUUCGACUAGAGUCCAUUGGGGAUCAUUAUUAUCUUUUGGAGAGGUCCUGUAACUUAUCGCCGAGGCAGUCGCAUUGUCUGUCCGUCUGACAGUGGACACAAUGGGGGAGACCAGUCUCAACGACUCGAAUGUGAAGGUCGCAGUACGUGUUCGUCCUAUGAAUAGGAGAGAAAAGGACCUGAACACAAAAUGUAUUGUGGAUAUGGAAGGCAACCAGACCAUCCUGCAUCCAGGCGGAGGAAACCUGGGCAAAGGAGACUCCAGGAGUCAGACCAAGACCUUCGCCUAUGACUACUGUUUCUGGUCCAUGGACGAGUCAGAAAAGGACAAGUUUGCGGGUCAGGACGUGGUGUUCCAGUGCCUUGGGGAAAGUCUUUUACACAACGCCUUCCAGGGCUACAAUGCCUGCAUCUUCGCCUACGGACAGACAGGUUCGGGAAAGUCGUACACCAUGAUGGGUUCUGUGGACUCUCCAGGUCUGAUCCCGCGGCUCUGCAGCUCUCUGUUUGACCGGACCCUUCUGGAGCAGAGGGAGGGGGAAGGCUUCACCAUAGAGGUCUCCUACAUGGAGAUAUACAAUGAGAAGGUCCGCGACCUCCUCGACCCCAAAGGGAGCAGGCAGGCUCUUAGAGUGAGGGAGCACAAGGUGUUGGGGCCGUACGUGGACGGCUUGUCACGCCUGGCUGUGGCCAACUACAAGGACAUUGAGUCUCUGAUGUCGGAGGGUAAUAAGUCUCGUACGGUGGCUGCCACCAACAUGAACGAGGAGAGUAGCAGAUCUCACGCUGUCUUCAACAUCAUCCUCACACACACACUCAAAGACCUGCAGUCUGGGACGAGCGGUGAGAAGGUGAGUAAGCUGAGUCUGGUAGACCUGGCUGGCAGUGAGAGAGCAGCUAAGACUGGAGCUACUGGAGAGAGGAUGAAGGAGGGCAGCAACAUCAACAAGUCUCUGACUACUCUAGGCCUGGUCAUAUCUGCUCUGGCAGAACAGGGAUGUGGGAAAAACAAGACCAAAUUUGUCCCUUACAGAGACUCUGUGCUAACAUGGCUGCUAAAGGACAGCCUGGGUGGCAACAGCCGCACGGCCAUGGUGGCCACGGUGAGCCCGGCAGCAGACAACUACGACGAGACGCUGUCCACGCUGCGCUACGCCGACCGGGCCAAGAGCAUCGUCAACCACGCUGUCGUCAACGAGGACCCCAACGCACGUAUCAUCAGGGAGCUCCGAGAGGAGGUGGAGAAACUACGGGACCAGCUGACACAGGCAGAGUCUAUGAAGGCCCCAGAGCUGAAGGAGAGGCUGGAGGAGUCUGAAAAACUCAUCCAGGAGAUGACCGUCACCUGGGAGGAGAAACUACGCAAGACGGAAGAGAUCGCACAGGAGCGUCAGAAACAGUUGGAGUCCCUGGGCAUCUCUCUCCAGUCGUCUGGCAUCAGAGUGGGAGAAGACAAAUGUUUUCUAGUCAACCUCAACGCUGACCCCGCUCUCAACGAACUGCUAGUCUACUACCUGAAGGAGCACACUAAGGUUGGUUCAGCAGACUCCCAGGACAUUCAGCUGUGUGGGAUGGGUAUUCAGGCUGCACACUGCAUCAUAGACAUCACAGCUGACCAACGGGUGGUCCUCACUCCUCACAAAAACUCAAGAACGUGUGUGAAUGGCUCUCCUUGCACCAGCCCUCAGCAGCUCCACCAUGGAGACCGCAUCCUGUGGGGAAACAACCACUUCUUCAGGAUCAAUCUGCCUAAGUGGCGGUCGCGGGGUGGUGGUGAGGAAGAGGAGGGUGAGGGGGGCCUGAUGAAGAACAGUAGCAGUAGUGAACAGCUGGAGGGUGACGGAGACACCAACAGUGAGGUUUCCUCCGAGGUCUCUUUCUCCUACGAGUUCGCCCAGACAGAGGUCAUGAUGAAGGCCCUGGGCAACAACGACCCCAUGCAGGCAGUGCUCCAGUCCCUAGAGAGGCAGCACGAGGAGGAGAAGCGCUCGGCGCUGGAGAGACAAAGGCUGAUGUACGAACAGGAGCUACAACAGCUGAGACGACGGCUGCACCCGGACAGACCGUCUGUAGGACAGACAGGCAUGGCACCCAGCCAAUCACAGGGCCAGGCUGACAGGCCAGGACAGCCCCACUACCGCAGCUUGGAGAGACUCAGCAUGUCCAACUCACCCAGCGCACAGAGCAGGCUGAAGCAGUGGAGCGAGGAGAGAGAGGCAGUGUUGACCCGGAGCCUGCGUAAGCUGAGGGAGCAGAUAGUGAGAGCUAACCUGCUGGUGCAGGAAGCUGGCUUCAUAGCAGAGGAGCUGGACAAACGCACCGAGUACAGAGUCACCUUGCAGAUACCUGCUGCUAACCUCAAUGCCAACCGCAAGCGUGAUGCAGUGCUCAGUGAGCCUGCGGUGCAGGUGAGGCGUAAGGGGAAAGGGAAGCAGAUCUGGGCUCUGGAGAAGAUGGAGAACAGACUGGUGGACAUGAGAGAACUGUACCAGGAAUGGAAGGAGUACGACGAUGACAACCCAGUGAUGCGUUCCUACUUUAAGCGUGCCGACCCGUUCUUUGAUGAGCAGGAGAACCACAGCCUAAUCGGCGUAGCCAAUGUCUUCCUGUCCUGUCUGUUCUAUGACGUCAAGCUACAAUAUGCAGUACCCAUCAUCAACCAGAAGGGGGAGGUGGUUGGGAGGUUACACGUGGAGGUGGUGAGAGUGGCGGGGGGGUUUGAGGACAGCAUGGCUGGCGGAGAGGACAAUGAGACCAGCCCCGACGGAGAGGUGCAGGAGAGGAAACUGGUCUGCAUGAUCAAGAUUCUUCAGGCAACAGGUCUCCCCCAGUACCUUUCCAACUUUGUCUUCUGCCAAUACUCGUUCUGGGACCAGGCGGAGCCCGUAAUCGUGGCCCCAGAGGUGGACCCCUCUGCCUCGUCCCCAAGCAGCAAGGACCCUCACUGCAUGGUGGUCUUUGACAGCUGCAAGGAGAUGGGUGUGUCAGUAACAGAGGAGUUUAUAGAGUAUCUGACAGAGGGGGCAGUGGCCAUGGAGGUGUACGGACACAGACAGGCCGCCGCCGGACAGGCUGACUCCAGCAGGAACCCUGCCUUCUGGGACCUCAGCAUUAUACAAGCCAAGACACGCACACUACGGGACAGGUGGAGUGAGGUAACACGUCGUCUGGAGAUGUGGAUCCAGGUUUUGGAGAUCAACGAGAACGGAGACUUCAUGCCUGUGGAGGUCAUACCUGCCAAAGACGUACGCACAGGAGGUAUAUUCCAACUGCGACAGGGCCAGUCCAGACGUGUGCAGGUGGAGGUGAAGUCUGUGCAGGACAGUGGGACGAUGCCGCUGAUAGCGGAGGUGCUGCUGGCCGUGUCUGUGGGCUGUGUGGAGAUCAGACAGACACGGCAGGCCAAGGCCAACAACGAACCCGUACAGAUGGAGGGGGAUGAGAUGGACAGCUAUCAGGAGCGUGAUCUGGAGCGUCUGCGUCGUCAGUGGCUGACAGCUCUCACCAAGAGACAGGAGUACCUGGACCAACACCUUCAGACCCUGGUCAGCAAGCCAGAGAAGACCGAGGAUGACGUGGAGAGGGAGGCCCAGCUGUUGGAAUGGCGCCUGACUCUGACCGAGGAGAGGAACGCUGUCAUGGUGCCUUCAGCUGGGAGCGGCAUCCCUGGAGCUCCUGCAGAGUGGGUCCCCCUACCUGGAAUGGAAGCCCAUACCCCUGUUCUUUUCCUGGACCUCAGUGCGGAUGACUUCAGUUCCCAGGAUGCUUUGGAGGUCCCGGAGGCUGGGGGUUGGGACGCCACUCUGAGCGGAGAGGACGAGGAAGAAUUCUUCGACCUGCAGAUCGUCAAGCAUUAUGAUGAAGAGGUAAAAGCUGAGGCAUCGUGGGACUCCACAGUGCACCAGUGUCCCCAGCUGAGCCGCGGUGGAGCGUGCCCGGAGCAGAGGGUUUAUCUGACGGUGCGCUGCGUGGUGCAGCUCAGCCAUCCGGCAGACAUGCAGCUGGUGCUGAGGAAACGGAUCUGUGUCAACCUGAACCCCGGCAGACAGGGCUUCGCUCAGAACCUCUUCAAGAGGAUGUCCACGCGCUCCACCAUCCCCGGCUGUGGGGUCACCUUCGAGGUGGUCUCCAACAUCCCCGGGGAUGCCCAGGGUUCAGAGGACAGGGAGAUGUUGGCUCGUCUAGCUGCCAGCACUGAGAACCCCAAGUCGGCCGACAACGAGGCGGCCAUAGAGAAAUACCUCCGCAGUGUCCUGGCUGUGGAGAACAUCCUCACUCUGGACCGACUACGACAGGAAGUGGCGGUGAAGGAGCACCUGGCAGGGAAAGGGAAGGGUAACAGACGCAGUCUCAGCUCCCCCAGUGUCCACAGGCUCUCUGGCAGCAGACAGGACUUGUCCUCUGACUGCAAUCUGGACGACAACAAGACUCGCUGGGAGAGCCAGCAGGACAUCUUCAUGACCUCGCCCCAGCCUCGCCCCUCCUCCUCUCCCCCUACUACUCCCCCACAGAACCAGAGCCAGGACCCAGAGCAAGGUCGUUCAGGGCUUGCUGCCUCUUAUCUUUCAGUCAAAGCCCUGGUGCCGCAGAUGCCCAAGCUGCUCAAGUCCCUGUUCCCUGCCCGCGAGGACAAGAAGGAGCCCCUACGCCCCUCACCCCACUCUCUACAGCACAUGCCUCGUAUCAUCAUGCAGACGACGGGGCCUGAAGACGGCAGGGUCCGGACAGAAUCGGUUGCUAAGGUAGGGAGGACCGCCUUUAUCCCGGCCUUGACCAAUGACAGGUGGUCAGAGUCCACCGACGCCCCUGUUCCGUCCUCCCAGCAUGACUAUCCCCUCAGCCCCAUCAGCGAGGCCUCCAGCGGCUACUUCUCCACUAGUGUUUCCACGGCAACCCUGACCGAGGCUUCAGCCAGCGCCGCUGGUGACCACCCUGCCACCCCCCUCCACCCCUCCUCCUCCUCCCUCACCCUCCUAGAUGCAGGGGUGGGACUAGAGGGGAUUGAUGCUCCUGAAACUACGUUACCCAGAACCCAGCAGCGAGCUGAACGGAACGGUGUUACUGCUGCCUUUCCUCAGUACGACAACAAAAUGGCCACCACAGGUCCCGGCUACAGCGUCACCACAGGCAACAAGCCCUUCUCCGUACAGAGGGUGUCGACGUCGGACCUGAAGUCAUUCCAGCAGCGCAUCCUGGGGGAGGAAGUGGAGGCGAGAGGAGGAGGAAGACAAGGGAGUCUAGAGAGACUGGAAAUCGUCCUGGACGACGAGGAUGGCGGCUGCGACUACGUGCUACCUGAUUGGCUGAGAGAGGGGGUGUGCGUGACGGUGGGAGCCAAUAAGGACGGGACAGUGCGCUACGUGGGCAACACUGAGUUCGCCGAGGGCGUGUGGGUCGGGGUGGAGCUUGACUCGCCCUCAGGUAAGAACGACGGUUCUGUAGGCGGGCGCCACUACUUCCGCUGUAACCCUGGUUACGGUGUCCUGGUGCGUCCCGACCGGGUUCUCCGACGGGAGCAUUCCACCAAACGGAACCCGGAGAACCGGCGCAGCGGCGAGUUCUACCAGCCCGUUCUGCGGGGAGAGUCCACUAUCAGGAGAGGGGAGAACCGCAAGUCCUGGAGCAGCUGAACUGAAGAGAAACAGGCUUGUCUGGGAGAGACCAUUAUUCUACACAUCCUAGAAAAGUAGAAAACCCACACAUCCUGUUUCUAAGCCUCCGUCUCGCUUAGCACCCUCUCUCUCAAUCUCCCACUAACUAUGCAAUACAACUGCAUCUAAUGGAAAACGGUCCCUGUCCUAAGCCCACCCAUAGCUAUGGAGCAGUACCUUAGUGCUCUGUGUUUGAUCUGUCUGGGUUCAUUUCAAUAGGGAAGACCUUUACCCAACAAGCCCCUGCUGUCUCCCCAUCUGGACACAGCACUGGUGGCAGGCCCUGAGUGGUUCCACAGCACCUGAAGUAGUCUACAGAGUGUUGCUGUCUGUAUGAAGUGGCCCACAGGAACUGUUUCUCCUCGGGCCAAGGUUCACGUUCUGAAGUAAUGACAUCACGCUCUCUGAUGUCAUCAAACUCUGGUCACACUUGGAGAAUCCUUCUGAAAGAAUGAGACGACUAUUCCACCGGACCCUGACCUGCAACGCCCCUCUUUUGUCAAUGGAACUGUCCAUUUAUCCCCCCCCCUAUUUUUGAAUGGAACUGUCCCUUUUAAUUAAAUGAUAUUAUCAGUCCUUUUUGUGGACUGACAUUUUAACAGUUACUGUAUCUAUCCCCUGUGUAAAGUCAUUCAUCUGAAAUUAUCGAUUCUUCCAGAAUGUGCCUUCAUGGGUUUAUUUUUCUUUGUUAUAUUUCUUAGUUUCUCCCUCUGUUGAGCUUUGACGAGAAUGCCUUGUGUAAGUGUGAGGUGAUCUCAGGGACUACAGAGUGGACAUGGAUGUACCUGUGAGAAGGUGUGUGUGUGUGUGUGUGUGUGUGUGUGUGUGUGUGUGUGUGUGUGUGUGUGUGUGUGUGUGUGUGUGUGUGUGUGUGUGUGUGUGUGUGUGUGUGUGUGUGUGUGUGUGUGUGUGUGUGUGUUUUGGCCCUUGAAGCUGAAUUUAACCAUGGCAAUUUACAGUAUAGGCUGGGAGAACAAUUAUCCCUGUGCGUGUGUAUAUGCACAUCUGUGUGUGCAUGUUUCCGGCUGAUCUGAAAGAUGAAGCACCGUCGUUAUGACGACGUGGUUUGUACGAAAGUAAUAGCCGUUGGUUUUAAAUUGUAAGUUGAAGGAUGGUUCCACUAUGAGAAGCCCAGGGAGCAAAAUUGGUUGAAAUUGCUUUUCUCAAUGUCCUUUUAACAUCAAGUGCUCACUGGGAGAUUUUGCACGUUGGAGGUUAGUUUGGUGACUGACUGUGGUGUUGUGUGUUAGCAGAAUGGUUGUCUUUGGUUCUAGAACUGUUUGAGGAAGUAGCAGUGUGAUGUAUGGUCUGCAUGUAACUUUGUGUUAACAUUGUGGAGCUUUAUGUAACGUGUGGAUGUUGGAUGGAAGGUAGGAUCUGUUAUGUUUUAUGCUGGUCAUUGAUUUGUGUUUGGGGGAUAAAGAUCUCUGCAUUACAUUCACCAUUUGUGUGAAGAUGCAGAUCUGUAAUAGGGUCUAUCAUUUACAUACUGAGUCAAUGGCUUUGGGAGAUGAAAGAAGGUUGUGGGAGUGUUUUACGAGUUAUUUCCUUUGAAACUAUGGAAUAUUAUUUCAAAUGUUAAUUGAUCCCUGAAGUUCUUACAAAAUGUAGUGAAUCUCAUUUUUAUUAGACAUUUGAAGUUAAUACUUAAAGGGGCAAUCUGCGGUUCAAACAACAACAACAAAGUGGUGUCCCCGCCACAGUUUUGGUAAAUAGGAAUGGGACUGGAGAAAUGUAACCAGCUCUCAAAUUAAUCAGUGGGUGUAUGUCAUUAAUUUAAACAUCCAAAAAUAGAUGUAACAACUGCAGAUUUGCCUCUUUUUGAAAUUCCAUUGAAUAGAAAUGUAAACUGUAUUCUCACCUCGUGAGUGGAGGUACAAACUGUAAGGAGAUGCAGAGUGGGUUUUAACAUGAGUCCAUCCAGCAGUCACAUGAAUGAGCUGAACGCUAAACCCCUUCACCCCAACGCUAUGACAUUUCUUUUGAUUCUUUAUCAUCUGAUUUAAGAGAAUCCCAAAUUUGCAAUGUUAUAUAUACAGUAUAUCACAAGUGAGUACACCACUCACAUUUUUUGCAAAUAUUUGAGUAUAUCUUUUCAUGUGACAACACUGAAGAAAUGACACUUUGCUACAAUGUAAAGUAGUGAGUGUAUAGCUUGUAUAACAGUGUACAUUUGCUGUCCCCUCAAAAUAACUCAACACACAGCCAUUAAUGUCUAAACCGCUGGCAACAAAAGUGAGUCCACCCCUAAGUGAAAAUGUCCAAAUUGGGCCCAAGUAUAUCAUUUUGUGAUAUACUGUAUAUAAAUGGUUGUACAUAUUCCUUUAUCGUGUGAAAUAGUUAAAUCCUUCUAAAUUGUACUGAAAAAAAUUGUUGCUUGCACAAGUGAUUUUCUGAGAAAUGGUGCUGCUAUAGUCACUGUUAUAUAACUGUAAAUGGAUUCGAUCAUUGACAUUCUAGUCUUGCUUUUUAGCCUUCUAUACACCACUUGAGAUGGGAGAAAGUAAGGAGGAGUUGAUGACUGGCAAGUGCUUAUUUAUUGUCAUGUACUGUCCCCAAGUUGGUCAGACACUUUACAUUGCUCUUUCUAUAGCUAUAGCUGGCGUUUUUUUAAAGUUUGUCGUCGUGUUUAUCGAGUGAUCAUACUUGUGGUAAUAGGAGGGGAACUGAGUGUGUGUGUGAACGCGCAGUGUUGUAAUGAAGAGAGAGCAGGUGGUGUAUCGGAUGGAUUUGGCCUUCGUCUUCUCACCUCUCUGCACAGAGAAGAGUGUUUUGAGAUCACUUCAGGCUUAUCUAUUUAUUUCCGUGCCUCACUCUGUUUCUGUCUCUCACAUCAGGAAGUAGCUCUGAUUCAAACACCUUUCAUUAUGAAGUCACUUUUCUGGGUUAUUUCACAUUGCCGAUGGAGUCUUCGCUUCUGACUCAAAAUAGGUGCAGUGAGGCGGAGCUUGAAUCUGUUCACACUGUCGGCUAUGCUCCUUUUAAAGGCAAUGUUUCCUCAUUUCUGUCAAUAUUAUUUUGUCAUUUAGCAGACACUCUUAUCCAGUGCGACUUACAGUAGUGCAUAUACAUUUUUGUACUGAAAAGCAGGUACACAUGUACCUGAAUGCUGUGUAACGGGAGAAAGUCAUUUGUCAUACCUGCAUCCUCUGGUUUUCAUUUCAAUAGGCGUCAUCAUGGACUUUAUAUUUGACCAUAUAUGGUUGUGACUGUUUGCGCUCAGAACCACAUCAGGGGUGUAUUCACUAGGAACCAGAAGCAAACGAAACGGGACCUACCUGAAUUGGUCCAAUAGAAACUCUUGUGUGGAGUAAAUGGAAAACCACUUUUGCUACGGUCUGCAACUAAUGAAUACACCCCUGACCCUUAUACUGUCUAUACCUGAUUAAAGAUCCGUCUAUACAGUUACCCUUUCAUCAUUCCACAAAAGGCAUGUUUAAAAAAAAUAUUUUUGUUGUUAAGUGCUACUGUGCAUAUAUUUUUAAAGGCCCAAGGACACAGAUGCAACAAACUGUUAUGGGGGAAAUAAUAUUUCAAGAGUUUACAUUUGUUUACAUGCAUUUCCUGUAUAUCUUUGGCAACCCUGGUCCAGAGCUCAGAGCAAUAUGACACCUGCCUUUAUGUGGCCUUCAGUCUACCAGUCUGUCCCCCUCAGAGGCUUUUAGUUAUUAAACCCAGUCUGGCAAUGAGAGACUCAAUAACUGCAAGCCCUUAAACUCCCUCCAUAGAGACCUGUAUAUUAUUAGACUUUAUUCACGCCACAUGGGACCAUGGGAGUUCACGUUAGAGGACACUAACACACAUAUCAACAGAGCAGAGAAUCUUUACGCCCAACUCAGGAGCCACGUUUCAUUUCUGUCCAAUACUAAAGGGGUUUGAGCUGGAGGAAGGGAAAGAAAUGGAAUUGGGCCCGAUCUUCAGACCAUUUGUACACCGGUCUUUGUCAUUAAAUGGCACCCUACUCCCCAUAUAGUAAACAACGACUCACUUGAGACCAACUCUGGUUUGUGCCUCGUCCUGGAGUCUUGAGUUAUUAUUAUAAUCAAUCAUUUGUCUGAUUGUGUGUUGUCAUGAAGUGUAUUUGAGUAUUUCUGUGAGCGAAUGCGUGUAGGCUUGAUUAUGUAUAUAUUUGCAUAUUAAGACUUAACAAUCUGAGCGCAAGUUUGGGUUUUGAUGUAAUGUAAUUGUUCUGUGUAAUUCUAUGCUGAAAUCCAAAGAAUUAUGUAUUUUUUAUCGCCUGGACAAUAAUCUCCCUGUAAAGGAAAGAAUUUAAAAAAUGAAUUGAUUUAAUUUCUAUCGUCUGCAGUUGUUUUAUGGAGAACGCUGCGUAAUCUUCCGGAAGCCAUGCAUUGAUUGCAAUUCGAGUUAAAUGUCCAGUUCAAGAUUUGAACCAGUUGAUACACAUUUUGUGAAAUCAUGCAGUUAGAUUUCAGUUGCUCAACAAAACCACACAUUCUUUAUUCUCUAGAAGGUACAGUAAACAAAUGAAAAAAUGUAACAAAGGCAUAGUUUUCUACAUAUUCAUUACAGAACAGUCUACUGUCCAAAAAAGGCACUAAAUUCUGAAGUAGCAGAACAGGACUCAUUCAUAAUGUGAAUACAAGGACUGGCGAUAUCCGUUCCUUCGGAACGUCAAAGGCAAAGCACCUCCCACGAAGGUUAAAGUUCAUUAAGUAGCAAAUGCAACCUGGUUUAAUAUGCAGAGAUUUGACUGUCAAAUACGCAAAACCAAAGUGUAUGCUACUUAAUAUGCAUUACGUCUCAGGUUAACGGUCUUGAGAGACGAGUAAAGACCUCAGAAACCUGAAGGAAGAAGCUUUGCCUUUGAGUAAUGCAACACAAAACGGAAAACACAAAACACACACGGCAGAUUGUGCACAUAUCAAAUGGAAAACACAAAACAUGAUAUAAAAAAUAAAAAGCAUUUCAUGAAUCUAAAAUACAUUCCUGUUUGGCAGAACUUUACACAUGGAAGUAUAACUGAAAAUAAAAUAUGAAAUCUC
Molecule: messenger RNA, 11246 nt
Organism: Oncorhynchus gorbuscha (pink salmon)
Lineage: Eukaryota; Metazoa; Chordata; Actinopteri; Salmoniformes; Salmonidae
Product: kinesin-like protein KIF13B
Exons: 40
Coding region: 694-6222 (1842 amino acids)
Biological process (GO): regulation of protein localization; microtubule-based movement
Cellular component (GO): adherens junction
Molecular function (GO): cell adhesion molecule binding; microtubule binding; microtubule motor activity
Source: RefSeq, a predicted model, not a curated record